Molecule: messenger RNA, 1384 nt
Organism: Olea europaea var. sylvestris
Lineage: Eukaryota; Viridiplantae; Streptophyta; Magnoliopsida; Lamiales; Oleaceae
Product: ethylene-responsive transcription factor CRF4-like
Exons: 1
Coding region: 321-1361 (346 amino acids)
Biological process (GO): regulation of DNA-templated transcription
Molecular function (GO): DNA-binding transcription factor activity; DNA binding
Source: RefSeq, a predicted model, not a curated record
CUUAAAAUUUCCUGGGAAUUAUAAAUUAUUACAGGGAAAACAAUAUUUUCUUUCCUUUUUGCUCAUCCAUCCGUCUUUAAACCCCCAAAACCCCUUUAAAAUUAACGGUCCCGCUCCUGUUCUUAUAUAUACAUAUUUAUAUACUACUCUAAGUACUCUUACAAAUUCACUUUCCUAAAAGGCUCUGCACUCUGAAUCCCUUCUUUUCAUCAGAGUAUAACGGGGUCGACUUGUAUAUAAACUCACAAAGAGUCUUCUUUUUCAAUGGGAAUAGAGAAAGAAAUCUGAAGUAGCCGAGAGUUUGAAUCUUGACGGUGUCAAUGGAAAACAUUAUGUUAUGGCCGGUGAAACACACGGAGCACAGAAUUAUUACCAAAAAACUCAUUAAAACCUCGAAUUUAAACCCCAAAAACUCAUCCCAAAACCUGCAGAAAUCUAAUGUUCACAGAACUGUUCGGGUAACGGUAACUGACCCGGAUGCAACAGACUCCUCCGGGGAUGAAAACGAAGAUGAGAUUUUCAGAAGGCAGCGUGUUAAGAAAUACAUUCAAGAAAUCACUAUUGAAAAAGCUAGCAAAACCCAUGUCAAUGGCUUUAACAGUAAGCUUCAGGUCAAGCAGAAGCCAAUGAAGGUGAAGGCGGCGGAGCAGAAGGCGCCCUGUGGUGGUGCUCGGAAGUUCAGGGGCGUUCGGCAGCGGCCGUGGGGUAAAUGGGCAGCCGAGAUAAGAGACCCGACUCGAAAAGUCCGGCUUUGGUUGGGUACUUAUGAAACUGCAGAGGAGGCUGCUAUGGUGUAUGACAAUGCUGCUAUUAAACUCCGGGGACCGGAUGCUUUAACAAAUUUCAAAAAUCCGGCGGCCUUGGAGACGUCAGAGAAUAAUGUGACGUCAGUUUCCGGCUACGAGUCUGAUAAAGAGAUGCAUAAUGUUUCUUCUCCGACCUCUGUUCUCCGGUUCUCCAGUACUCAAUCUAGUGAACCAUCUGGCUCUGGCGAGUUCCUUGUUCUUGGUUCCAUGGAUGUAAAGACCCAACAAAGUUAUGAAUCCGGAUCCUGCCUUGACCGGAUUCAGGACCCGGAAGAAUUUCACGGAGAAACAAGUAUGAUACCAGACAGUUCAAACGACUAUUUGCCCAUGGACACUCAAUUCUUGGAUGAUUUCUUCAAUUUCCCAACUCCAGACCAGACAUUGUUCGACUUUACCGAUGAUUUCGGAAAUGUUAAUGAAAUUCCGGCUUAUGAUGACAACGGCUUUGAAUUCAUUAAUUUCGAGGAUAUUAACGAUACAUUCCAAGAAGUUGAUGAUUAUUUCAACGAUUUGGGCGAUUUUGCUUGUGCAAAUGAGAUAAUGGCACUAUGGUAAAUCUUUCUCUUCAUAUUCUUCCA